CGGCCGCUCCGCUUCCGGUUCAGCACCCGUUCAUUUCCGGUUCCGCUUCCGGGUGCGCGGCAGCACCGGGCCGGGCUCCGGGGCCCGUCCGGCGGCGCCGCCAUGGCCGCCACGGCCGGGAGCCGCACGCAGAAGAUCGGGAGCGUGUACAGCCGGGCGCGGAACCUGGUGCGCAUCGGGCUGCUGCGGAAGCCGCUGUGGCUGGACGUGUACGCCGCGUUCCCGCCGCUGCGGGAGCCCGUGUUCCGCGUGCCGCGGCCGCGCUACGGGAGCGGGGACCCCAUCGGCGCCGUGCUCUACCGGGAGGACACCGUGCGGGCGAGGUUUUACAAAGUUUAUGGCAAUGGCCCCAGACCUUUCGACCUGACUCAGUUAAACUUCAAAUCCACCUGCCAGAGGUUCGUUGAGAAAUACAAUGAACUGAAGGAAGAGGGGAAAAUUGAAGAGGAGAAAUUGUUUGAAGAAACAGGAAAAGCCCUUUUAGCCAGUGGGAUCCUUUUACAGAGAAGAGGAGUAGACAAGGGUGCUGCAGCCAGGGAUGCUGCCUUGCAGCCCCAGCUGCAGGAGAAGAGGAAGGACGGGGAGGAGCAGCCACCAGAGCUGGCAGGGACACAGAAGGAGAAUCCCUGUCCCUCCUGACAGCCCUGUCACCUGCCAGGAGCCACCUCCAGCCCUCCUGGGGGACAUUGCCCUGAGGAGCAGGGCCCUGGUGCCCUCCAGGCUCGUCCAUGACACAUGCUCCCCGUUGAUAAAGUCACAGAAAAUCUUAUUUUUUUUAGUAUUCACAACUGUUUUCUCAAAUCAAGUUGGAAAAUACCGAGUGUAAAAGUGGAAAAUUAAAACAUUCUCUUUAAAAAGUGGAAGUUCUGCCUGUUCAGGUGUCUGGUGUGCAGCAGUGAAGAUGUUUCCUGCUGGGGGAUGCAGAUCCUGUUUGAUGUGUUCCAGCAGCUGUCUGAAGUGCCAUCUUUUUAUAGCUGAUUGAGGAAAGCUGCUAAUUAUAGAAGUGCCAUCAUGUGCUCUUCCCAUCCCACCAUUUCCUUAGAUUCAGAGCAGGAUGAGGGGUGGCACUACCAGAAAAGUGGGAGCUUUGCAGUUUUUAGUGGCUCCUGAUGAAAUUGGCCACCUUGGAAGUGUGAAAAUGGGAUGUUCCAGCUGUUUGCUGAGAGAAAGGUGAUGCUGCUUGGGAAGAGUCACUGGAGACCUGGCAGGGACAAAAAUAACCAACCUUCCUGGGACUGGGAGGGAGCUCUGCCCCUGCCUGCACAUCCAGGGCCUGGCUGAUCUCUCAUUAAACAUUUGGCUCGGGCUCUGUGAAAAACAAA
Haemorhous mexicanus (house finch) is the source of this 1322-nucleotide messenger RNA. RefSeq names its product mitochondrial ribosomal protein S23 (gene MRPS23). Gene Ontology annotation, molecular function: structural constituent of ribosome. The record is from RefSeq and is a predicted model, not a curated record. The coding region runs from base 103 to 639 and encodes 178 amino acids. Lineage: Eukaryota; Metazoa; Chordata; Aves; Passeriformes; Fringillidae. The transcript is spliced from 5 exons. Gene Ontology annotation, biological process: translation. Gene Ontology annotation, cellular component: ribosome; mitochondrion.